This is a messenger RNA of Helicoverpa zea (corn earworm), 1083 nucleotides long. RefSeq lists its product as uncharacterized. NCBI's taxonomy places the organism in Eukaryota, Metazoa, Arthropoda, Insecta, Lepidoptera, Noctuidae. The record is from RefSeq and is a predicted model, not a curated record. Gene Ontology annotation, biological process: DNA integration; DNA recombination. Bases 33 to 989 code for a protein of 318 amino acids. Gene Ontology annotation, molecular function: DNA binding. The transcript has 2 exons.
GGAAAUCUAGCACACUAUGGAGUACUUACUCAAUGCUAAAAGCAACGAUUAAGAUGAAAAAAGAUAUUAAUAUCGAAACAUAUACUAAGUUACUGGCAUUUUUAAAAAGAGCCUCAUCUGGUCAUCAACCAAAAAAAUCGAAAGUUUUCACAGCAUCCGAAAUAGAAAAGUUUGUUAACAAUGCACCAGAUUCCAUGUAUUUGGCGGCAAAAGUUGUUCUUAUUAUUGGCAUAAACGGAGCAUGUAGAACAAAUGAACUAACACUGCUUAAUGUCACAAAUAUUGAGAAACAUUCGGAUGAAUUGUUAUUGAUACACUUAACGAAUACAAAGACCAAAAGAGACCGCAACUUCGUCAUUCGCAAGGAGUGCGCAGCGAUUGUAGAGAAAUACAAAGCUUUACGCCCUCUUAACACUCCAACCAAUCGAUUUUUUCUACAAUAUCGCAACGGAAAGUGUGUUCGACAGCCUAUGGGUUCUAAUAAAAUUGGCAGUAUCCCACGAGAAAUAGCGACAUUUCUCGAACUCCCAGAACCUCAACUGUACACGGGUCAUUGUUUCCGACGAACUUCAGCCACACUUUUGGCCGAUUCAGGAGCUGAUCUUCUGUCUCUUAAGCGUCAUGGAGGCUGGAAGUCUAAUGCGGUAGUAGAAGGAUAUAUAGAGGAUUCUAUCGAAAAUAAGUCUAAAAUAUGUAAAGGCAUCGUGGGAGCCAUUACACUGAACAAGCCUUUGUCAGAUCCUUGGACUGGCCCUUCCACAUCAACAAUGAGCCGGUACGAAACAUCUAGCCUUCGCCCUCUCUCGCCAACAUUUACGCCAAAGGAAUCUAAUGAAUCUGUAGAAAUAUUAAGUGAUACAGAUAACUUACCAAAAAACAAUAAUAAUAAUACACAAGUCUCUACCACCAACAUUACAGUACCGAACAAAAACAAAAAUAUUACACUCCACAUAACUAACUGUAACAACGUUACAUUCAAUUUUUCUUAAUUUCUAAUCAUCAUUUGUUAAGAUUAAUAAAUUAGCCUGUAGUAUAAUGUAGUAGUUAAUACCCAAACUAAAAUUAAAUUAUAUUGAUUGCAAA